Molecule: messenger RNA, 4641 nt
Organism: Henningerozyma blattae CBS 6284
Lineage: Eukaryota; Fungi; Ascomycota; Saccharomycetes; Saccharomycetales; Saccharomycetaceae
Gene: STU1
Product: Stu1p
Exons: 1
Coding region: 1-4641 (1546 amino acids)
Source: RefSeq, a predicted model, not a curated record
AUGGUUCCUCCUACAUUCCAUUUACUAGAAACAUUGACAAAUGAUACGAUAUCAAUAGAUUCUAAAUUCGCAAUUUUGUUAAAAUUUAAAGCUCAUGUCAAGAAAGAAUUUGUUAAUCAAAAUGAAAUAGAAGAUUACUUUAAAGCACUAUUAUUCUCAUUAAAUCAAUAUGCAAAACCUAGUGACAAUUCAAAUAAACAAUUAUCCAACAUAACUCAUUCAUGCCUAUGCUAUUUAAUUAAAAGGGUGGCCAUGCAAUUACCCUCAGUUUUCAAUCAAGAAAAAGUCUCUUCGAUAACGUCACAUCUAUUAAACAUUGAUCCUACCGACAAGAAAAUUUGGUCUGCGUCAUUAGGUGCACUAGAGGCACUUUAUUUGGUUUCGUCCUAUUACAUAGAAUCAUCAUUAAAAAAACAUUUAACUUUACAAUUGAAAUUUAUAAAUGAAAAUAUUAAUAUGGAAUUUAAAACUUCUCAAAUCACUUUAUUAAUUAUAGAUGAAUUAGCAAGAUUUAAUCAGAAAAAUAAUAGAGACCCAUUAAUUUUUCUAAAUUCAUUCCGUUCCAUAUUCGUUAAUUUUUUAAAUAAUAUCAACAAAUAUGUGGCUAAUAGCAUUAAAAAAAUAUUUGCCAUUAUCUUGAUCCAUGAUAUUUUAAAUAAAUAUUACGAUAAUGAUCAAAAAUUAGAAUUUUUAAAAGACCUUACAAAUGAUUUCUCCAAAAAUUUAUUAUUCCCUGAUUCCAUAGAAGAAACAAAAGAAGAGACAAAAGAAGAAAAUCCACUCAAUCAUCAUCAACAAAUAGUAUCACAAAGUCAAACUCAAAUAACAGAGGAAGAAGAAGAUAUCUUUGAUAUAGAUGCAGAACUUGAUAGAAUAUUUAAAGAUUUAAAACAUAUUUUAAAUAAUAAUACAACCAAUAAUAACCAUUUUAAUCCAUCAAACCUUUCUCAUGAUAUAAAACCAAGAGACUAUUUGUCAAUCGUCCAUUUACAAACAGAUUUUGCCAAUCUAUUACUCCCCUUCCAUCAAAGAAAAGAAACUGAGCAGAAUUGGAAGUUAAGGAAUGCCAAUAUUGUUAAAUUUAGAGAAAUUAUGAUUGGAACAAUUCCAAGAAAUAAUCCAAUGGAAUUCUUAUCUAUUUGUAAAGAAUUACAAUUUUUUGAAUUAAUAUCAAAAGGUGCUUUAUCAUUGAGAACAACUUUAUCGAUAAACACUUUGCAAUUAAUUAAAGAUAUUUUACAUAUUUUUGCCAAUCAUUUAGAUUCACAGAUUGUGGAAACUUUAUUCAAUACUUUGAAAUCGGUAUUAACUUCAACGAAAAAAAUGUCUUCACAAAAUUCUUUCCAUGCAUUAAUAAUUUUAGUAGCUAAUUAUAAUUUUAAUUCGAAACUUUUCCAAUUAUCACAUUCUUUAAUCUCAGAAAAAACAGUAUUACCAAGAACUUGUUCAUCAAUUUUAUUACGAAUUUUUUUAAUUAAAUUUGGAUCUAAAAACUUCCAAGAUUCAAAAUUAGAUAAUUUAAAUAAUUCAAUAGAAGAUUGGUUGAAAAAGGGGAUCACUGAUCCUCAAACGUCAGUAAGAGAACAAAUGAGAAUCACUUUUUGGUUUUAUUUCAAAUGUUGUCCUGAUAUUGCAAAAUCUUUAUUAAUAUCCAAUUUGGCUUCUAACUUAAGGAAAGCCAUCGAAUCUAAUAUACCGUCCUAUUUAAAUAUCAAUUAUAGACCUAUAUCUUCAUAUUCUUCCACAACAUCAUCACGUAGAAUAAGUAUCGGUGAACGAAAAUUUCCUAAUUAUGCUCAACCUACUCAAUCUUCGUCUAUCUCAAAUAAAACACCAUCAACUAUGAGAUCUUCAAGUGAUUCAAUAAUUCGUGAUAGAAUGAAACCGACUCUUUCAUCAAAUUUUAAUUAUAAUAAUAACAUCAAUAAUAAUGUUAUAAAUCAUACCACCACUACCUCUUCAUCAACGACAGCCACCACAGAAUCUAAUUCCAAACCAUACAACUUAAGAAAAGUAAGUGCACCUUCAAUGUUAAAUAAAAGACCAUUCCAACUAGAUAACAACCAUAACAAGACGAAGAUAGAUAAUAAUAAUAAUAAUAAUAAUAAUAAUAAUAAUAAUAAUAAUAAUAAUAAUAAUAAUAAUAACAAUAAUAAUAAUAAUAAUAAUAAUAAUGCCAAAAAAGCCAAGACAUCUAAUUUCGAUAAUUUUGAUGAUAAACAUGAAAUUGAUUCAGCACCAAAAUUAAUUGAUUUAACUAGUGAAAUGUCAAACUCAUUAUCUGAUACCUUAAUUCAAAAAUUUGUGGAAAAUAAUAAUAAAUCAAUAAUUACUGAUGGCCAUUCUACUCCUGAUCCUGAUUUACCACCACUACCCAUUUCAGAUAAAGAUCAAUCUACUCUAAAUAAUAAUACUCAACUUUCAAAUAUGAAUAAUCAAAACCAAAACUUUAAUAUAUCCCCUAAAGAAGAAGUUGAUCCCAUGGUGGCCAUGAAUAAUGUUGAAAAAAUGUACUAUCAUUUAAAGGAUUUCAACUCAUUACACAAUAUAAAGUUAGGACUAGAAUUAUUAAAGGAAAACCUUACUGCAAAGGUCGAUAUUGAUUUCCCAAGAUUCCUGGAUAUCUAUAAUACAUUAGUAAUAAUUUUUCCACAAGAAUUAUCGCCAUUACUAGAAAUUAAAGAGUUUAUUGAAUCUAUUCCAGUAAUCAGCACUAUUGAAUUAUCUGCUGUAAACUCAAUAGAUGCUUUAAAGUUAUUGUCUAUGUUUAACGAUAAUGAACUUUUAGGAUCCAUUGCAGGAACUUUAGCACAUAUUUCAAAAACAAUGAAUGAAGAAACAAAACCAAAAUCAGUUCUCUUUUACAUGAAACAUCGUCAACAGAUAUUUAAUUAUUGUUUCAAGUUGAUUAUUUUAAUUUUCAAAGAACAAAAUAUACAUAUUGAAAAGAAAAUUUUAGAAAAUUUAAUAACUGAAAUGGCAAAUAUAUCUACUGGAAAUUUUGACCAAAACCUUUAUUUGCAAACAUUUUAUUCAGUGUAUUUAAAUAAUAAAAGUAAUUUUCUGGAGAUUAGUAGGGCAAUGAGACCACAUUCAACAAAAUUAUUAGUAUACCAAUAUUUUGAAAAUCAUGAUGAAAAUUUUGAUAGAUCAACAAUUUUGAGACAAGAGAAUGCAAUUUUGAAAACAAAUUUACCUUUAUCUAAUCAACCAAAUAAUAUUGAUCCAAAAUCUAUGGAUGCAGAUGAUAGUAUGCUGGAUGAUGAUAUAGAAGACAAAUAUAUGCAGAUGACAAUGGUUAAUCCAUUCAAUACAAAAAGGAAUACAAGUGGAAGUAGUGUAAUAAAACAUGACCCAUCAAACUUAUUUAAUUCAUCUGAUUCAGAAGAAAGUAUACCAUAUGGCCAAGAAACUAUGAAGCUAUCUGAAAUGACUAAAGUCAUUAGUGUUCAUCAAGCACCACACUUUUCAAAAAUUAUUCCUUCUUCAAAUGAACCUCAAUUAGAAAAUUUAGAAUCGAGGGAAAAGAAAAGUUUAAAUAAUGAAAAGUCAGAAGGGGACCAUACUGUUAAGUUUAGUACAAAUCCGCCUUACAUUAUUAAUAAUGAAACAUCCGAUUUUUCAAAUCGUACUAAUGAAACUAAUUUAUCUAAGUCAGCUACCACUACUGAGAGUAUAAUAAACAGAAAAAGCCCAUCAAUAGAUAAUGUGACAUCAGAUUCUCAUAUGCAAAGAAUUAAUACCAAUAACAAAAAUACCUUAACGUUUGAACCUAUGUCUUUUAAAAGUUUAUCUUCGUCAUUAGAUGUACAUCCAACCUCAUUAUUAUACUUUAUUUUUACAGAAUUCAGACAAGACACUCGUAAGGAUUUUGAUUACUGGUUUUCUAAACUUCAUUUAUCUAUGGAAAGAGUUCGCAGCAAAUCCUUUACAACAAAACAUGUCAACAAUUUAAUUAUUCCCAUUAUCUUGUUUAGUGAUGAUGAAAAUUUUAUGAGAUGGUUAAUGCUUGAAGGAGGUUACUCUCAAUUAAUUGAUAUUGCUACCACUCUUCUAAAAUCUGCUGAUGGAUCAGAAUCUCUCCCAAUUACUAUUGCUAGCAAAGCAUUAGUGAUUAUCUCAUGUCUUCUUAUUUUGAGUUCACAAUUUGAUAACCGAAUCGAAUCUUUUCAAUCAUCUUUCAACGAAAUUUGGAAAUUUAUGAUUAUUAUGAUUGACAAAAUUGUUGAUUCUAAAAGUGAGAUAUACAUUUUAUUAGAGGAACUCCGAGAUAUUUUAGUAAAAAUUCAAUAUUUUCAAGAAAAGGAAUUAAUAGGAUUACUAGAUUAUCUCAUGAAUACAAAUGAAACAGAUGAACAAGGAGCAAAAAUGUUUAUCUUUGAAACUCUUUAUAAUAUUUUGAACUCUCCAUAUUUUAUUGAACAAUGUACCGAGUCUCAAAUAACGAAGAUUUUUAAGCUUAUUUCUAGCUUCUUGGAUUCUUCUAAAACUGAAGUACGUUUUAUUUCUACCAAAAUAUUAAUACAAUGCAUUCAGUGUUUAAGAGGUAUAGAUGACAAAUUUUACGAACUAGAUGAGCUUUUGAGGCCGUUAAACGUGACAAGCAGGAAAGUAUUAGAAUCUUUACUUGUCCUUGAAUAA